Molecule: messenger RNA, 1154 nt
Organism: Megalobrama amblycephala (Wuchang bream)
Lineage: Eukaryota; Metazoa; Chordata; Actinopteri; Cypriniformes; Xenocyprididae
Gene: adprm
Product: ADP-ribose/CDP-alcohol diphosphatase, manganese-dependent
Exons: 3
Coding region: 6-1094 (362 amino acids)
Molecular function (GO): CDP-glycerol diphosphatase activity; ADP-ribose diphosphatase activity; 2',3'-cyclic-nucleotide 2'-phosphodiesterase activity
Source: RefSeq, a predicted model, not a curated record
CUGUGAUGGUAUGUUCCACGAACCGGCCAAGCUUUCGCUAUCAUUACAUGCCAAACUCUGAACUGGCUGUGUUUAAACUACAUGCUCGGAAUCUGGAGAGAAUUUAUGAUCUAUUUAUCCAGCGGAAGAUGGAGGAUCGUGCGCGAGCGCUGUUUACUUUCGGGAUCAUCGCCGACAUCCAGUACGCAGAUAUAGACGACGGGUCAAACUACCGGAGGACGCGGAGACGCUUUUACAGGAACAGCGUUGAGCUGCUGCGGAACGCGAUGAGGGACUGGGAGGAGCGGCGCGUCAGCUGCGUCCUUCAGCUGGGAGACGUUAUUGACGGCCACAACAAGAGCCGUGACGCGUCGGAACAAGCGCUCGAGACUGUUGUGAAGGAGCUUGAGAAAUGUUCAGUGGAUGUGCAUCAUGUGUGGGGAAAUCACGAGUUUUACAACUUCCGCAGGGAAACUCUGCUCGCCUCUCCGCUGAACAGCGCAGCGAAAGCUGAAGCCGGAAGUGACCUCCUCGCGGACGACAUUUACGCGUAUGAAUUCAGCCCCGCCCCCAACUUUCGAUUCGUGCUUCUGGACGCGUACGACAUGAGCGUCAUCGGGAGAGACGAAAGCAGCGAGAAGCACAAGCAGUCCCUGAAACUGCUGCAGCAGCACAACAGCAACCCUGACCUCAACCAGCCUCCAGUUUAUGGGUUGGAACAAAGGUUUGUGAAAUUCAAUGGAGGAUUCAGCCCAGAGCAGCUUCUGUGGCUGGAUGAAGUCUUAACUCUUGCUGACCAGAAGCAGGAGAAAGUAACUGUCUUCAGUCAUCUCCCCGUUCACCCAGACUCUACGGACCCCAUCUGUCUGGCCUGGAACUACGAGGAGCUGCUGUCUGUCCUGCGCUCUCAUAAGAGCGUGGUGUGCUUCAUGGCGGGACACGACCAUGACGGAGGAUACUGCUCGGACACGUCCGGCGUUCACCACAUCACGCUGGAGGGGGUGAUCGAGACCCGUCCUGAUAGUAACGCCUUCGGGACGGUUUACGUCUACGAGGACCGGAUGCUUCUGAAGGGCAGCGGAAGGACAGCAGACAGAGUCCUCAAGUAUCCAUGAGACUCUCAGGAGAUUAUAGUCAAUGAAUGAUGGAAUUAAAACAAUCAAACACUAAUUCUG